AUCGUCAACUGUGAGCAACAAUGAUUGAAUAAUUCAGUUGAUGUUUUGUGCAAAAAGGUGAUGACCAAUGUGUCUUGUUAGGAAUUUUCAAAUCUGACUUCUCCAUGUGGAAAUUGUCUUUCUGGGCCGAGCGUCAGUUAAACUGCAGUACCGAUGCAAAACUGUAGGAGCAAUCGAAAUCGUGCUUCUAGACAGGAACCCUAGCCCCUUGAUCUGCCACAGCAUACCUGACAACUCUCUCGACAGGAGUGGAAACUAAAAAUAAGGGAGGGAAUUCUUAGUCAGCGGAAGUCGUUUGUAGUGUGUGCUGCUGACAAACGAACAUGUUGUCAGAAGGCAGCUCCUUCAUGAAGGGGAUGGCCCUGGGAGGCAUAUUCUGCCUGUUGUUGUCCCUGUUAGGGAGCUUCACACCAGGCAUGCAGUCUAGCCCAGAGGACCAGCACCACCACCACCACCACAUCAAGGCUCCCACCAACGACGAGCUACAGAGCCUGUCCGAGCCCCAGAUGUUGGAGCUGAGCCAGAAGGUGCGAGUCUAUUGCGUCAUCAUGGUUCAGCCUAAGGUCCUAGUGUAUUGGGCCACAGCCAAGGACACCUGGGGUAAACACUGCGACCAGGCCGUAUUCUACAGCUCCGAGUCAGCCAAAGCUCUGGAAGCGGUGGACCUUAACGAACAGGACGAGUGGGCCAAGCUGCACAAGGCCCUGAAGCACGCGUAUGACAAUUCCGGUGACCUGCGCUGGUUCUUUGUGGCGCGGCCUACCACCUUUGCCAUUAUUGAGAACCUCAAGUACCUCGUUCUGGCCAAAGACCCCAACGAGCCCUUUUACAUCGGUCACACCAUGAAAUCGGGCGAGCUGGAGUACGUGGAGUACGAGAGCGGCAUCGUGCUGAGCUACGAGGCCCUCAGAAGGCUGGUGAACGUGUUCAAAGACGGGGAGAAGUGUCCAGAGCGAGGCAGAUCCCUGUGGAAGCUAAGCGAGGAGAAACAGCUGGCCAUGUGUCUGAAGUACACUGGGGUCUUUGCAGAGAAUGGUGAGGACACACAGGGCAAGGGGCUGUUCAACAGUAAGAGUGUGGGUUCACUCAUCGAAGACGGCAUGUCCAAAAACUCUUUGGAUGUGGUGGAGGGCUGUUGCUCUGACUUAGCCAUCACCUUUAGCGGAAUGUCACCAAACCAGAUGCAGGUCAUGAUGUUUGGGGUUUACAGACUACGCCCGUAUGGGCACAACUUCCAUGAUUCCUUGAUAUUCCUGCCCCCCGAGGGUUCUGACAAUGACUAAAGUACAAGGCUUCCCCCUUUGGGCCAGACAUGGAAUUAAAAAGACUGCUGCUGUGUGAUGUCAAGUCUAACUGUUGAAUAAAGACCGUUUUCUUAUUCAGUUUGUAUACGAGGGAGGGUGGCAAAAUCAUUAGUCUUAGUCUUUUAUACCUUUUGAAAUUUGCACUCUGCACAAUACAAUUGUGGUUGUGAAGAAUGUAGGCUUAACGCAGUGCUAUGAAGAAAUAUAUCUAAUUCUUUCACACAAUUAGUUUUUUUCUCAUUGGUAUCUGUGGCUGAUUUGGUUUAAUUAGGCUAAUACAAGGCCACAUGGAGUGAACAUUUGGUGAAAUUCAUCAAGUAUUGAGAUGACUAAAAGUCUGUAAAGAAAUAGUUUGCUACACAUGAUUGUUGUCAUUGUAAUGAAAUUAAUGUUGGUAGAUUUGUUUAUUUUGUAACUAUUUUACCCACUUGGAAAACCAGGUGAAAUAAAAAUUGCCUGAAAUUGACA
Messenger RNA from Salvelinus namaycush (lake trout), 1772 nucleotides. RefSeq names its product C1GALT1-specific chaperone 1 (gene c1galt1c1). The transcript has 2 exons. Gene Ontology annotation, molecular function: N-acetylgalactosaminide beta-1,3-galactosyltransferase activity. Bases 324 to 1283 code for a protein of 319 amino acids. Lineage: Eukaryota; Metazoa; Chordata; Actinopteri; Salmoniformes; Salmonidae. The record is from RefSeq and is a predicted model, not a curated record.